AUGAAUUGUUUAGACGGAGAUCCGAACGAAGAGAAAGUCUUGGCUUUGAUCGAACCUGCAAUACGUUCUGGUGCUGAGUAUUUCUGCAUUGAUGCUGGGUGGUAUGCGGAUGUUGAUGACUGGUGGGAUUCCGUAGGAGAGUGGAAGCCCUCCAGAGUGCGAUUUCCACGAGGCCUCGAAUUUGUCCUUGAUAGCAUCAGAGACGCCAGGAUGAAGCCAGGGCUCUGGAUGGAGCCUGAGGUCGUUGGGGUCAAGAGUCCUGUUGCUGUAGCUUUGCCGGAUGGAGCUUUUUUCCAAAGACUAGGCAGGAGAGUUGUCGAGCAGAGCAGGUAUCAUCUUGAUUUUCGUCACACGGCUGUGACGACUCGAUUAGAUAAGAUCAUUGACGGUUUGAUCACUGGUCUCGGCGUGCAAUACUUCAAAUUCGACGCCAACGUCGAUGUAACACAGGGCACAGAUUGCAACGCCUCCAGCCCGGGAGAUGGCAUGUUCGAGCAUCGUCGAGCGUAUAUGGCCUGGGUCAAUGGUAUUUACGAUCGCUUUCCAGAUCUCGUGAUUGAAUCAUGCUCGAGCGGCGGCCAACGACUCGACUAUCAUACGCUUGCUACGCACAGCAUUCAGUCGACUAGUGAUCAGACCGAUCCAGUCAUCUAUGCGGCCAUCUCAGCCAACAUCCUUACCGCCUUGACACCCGAGCAGAGUGCGAGCUGGGCAUUACCACAGCCUGAGUACCAUGACGAUCUCAUCGCACUGUGCAUGGUGAAUAGCCUAAUGGGGAAGACUUUACAUUAG
This is a messenger RNA of Pseudocercospora fijiensis CIRAD86, 792 nucleotides long. Its product is annotated as glycoside hydrolase family 36 protein. Lineage: Eukaryota; Fungi; Ascomycota; Dothideomycetes; Mycosphaerellales; Mycosphaerellaceae. The transcript has a single exon. The record is from RefSeq and is a predicted model, not a curated record. Gene Ontology annotation, molecular function: alpha-galactosidase activity. Gene Ontology annotation, biological process: carbohydrate catabolic process. Bases 1 to 792 code for a protein of 263 amino acids.